This is a messenger RNA of Tricharina praecox, 2272 nucleotides long. RefSeq names its product HAUS augmin-like complex subunit 6 N-terminus-domain-containing protein. The coding region runs from base 50 to 2272 and encodes 740 amino acids. The transcript has 5 exons. Gene Ontology annotation, cellular component: mitotic spindle microtubule; HAUS complex. NCBI's taxonomy places the organism in Eukaryota, Fungi, Ascomycota, Pezizomycetes, Pezizales, Pyronemataceae. The record is from RefSeq and is a predicted model, not a curated record. Gene Ontology annotation, biological process: spindle assembly. Gene Ontology annotation, molecular function: microtubule binding.
CACCACCACCACCACCACCACCACCACCACCACCACCACCACCGCAGCGAUGAAGCCAUCACCAGCCGUCUCGCUGCUUCUCACGAACCUCCGCCUGCUCGACUACGACUUCGCCGCCUUCCCCAUCACCGCCGACGUCUUCACGUCCCUCACCAACAAAGGCAAGGCGUUCGAGCACAUAAUCUACCACCUAUUCAGCAUCUUCGAUCCAGAGGAGUGUGCACUGAAACUGCACACCUGCUGGCCAAUCUACGAGCCAGCGCAAUCGCGCGAGCUGCGGAACGUAGUGUUCAAAUGGCUCGACGACAUCAAGAAGAGCGGACGCCUGGGCGGCGUGCUGAUCCGCCGGACGACGCUUGACGACUGCUGCGGUCCGCGGUACGAAGAGCUGCUGCUCGCGCUGUCGACUAUGGUGCUGAGGGAUCGCAUUGAGGGCGGUGGGUGGAAGGGGUAUACGCCUAGUACUGCGUAUCACCAGGCGACCAGUAAUGCGCCGAAUCCUGCGUACCUCACACCGCUGACCAUUGCGCACCGGGUCGUGCUGGAGUCGAUACUCGAGGCCCGCCGGAGUGCGAAGGCGCAGUGGGAGUCGUUCGCGCGGCUGCUGGAGGAGAAGGAGGCCAUGCUCGCGGCCAUGGCGGGGAUGGUUCCCUCGGAGGAAGAGGAGGCGGCGGCGGCGGCGGCGGCGGAGAAACGGGCGAAACCCUCGCGACCACGGGGCUACGAAGAGAAUAUCCGGCGGAAGUGGGAAAACAAUUGGCUGGGUGACCCGCGGUGGCUGGAUAUAAUCUUGAAUGGAGACCCGGAGUCGACGCGUGACCGGUUCCUGGAACUGCCGUUUGAGCAGGCGUGGGAGAAUCGGCAGUAUUUUGAGGGCAGUACGAUGGCCGCUACGCCGGCGGUUAGUCUGAAGGGGCUCGAAAAUCAGGUUGCCGAGCAGAGACGGAGGGUUGCGGAGAUUCGGAAACUUAGAGAGCUCAGUUUGACUGGUGCUUCCUCUCCGGUCAAGUCGGGGGCGGCGAGUCCGAUUAAGAUGGCACCCGAGGAGCAGAAGGAGAAGAAGAAGGGCCUGGGGGUGGAGUUCAAUAGGCAUCAGGAUCUGCAUAUGAAGAAUAUGGUUGGACAGCAGAUCAGGGGCAGGGUCCAUCAGAGUGAAUAUGCGGAUCUGCUCAGUUCCUUGCGAGAGGAGAUGAUGUUGACCGGUGCCCCGACCCAGCGGGCACACGAAAAACCAGAGGUCCCAGUAUAUUAUUCGUAUGACGGACCGGAACAGGCAGAACAGUCGCAAUCGCAAUCGCCAGCUACACCAGCGGAAAUGGAUGACGGCCCUGAAGUCUACCAUCUGCGUAUCAAUCUGCAGGAAGGAGGUGGCAGCAGCGAUCCAGAAAGCUGCGACGGCGGAAUACAGGAUGACAUGCCAUCACCAGUCGACACCCAAGCUAAUCAGGAUGAUGAUGCAAUGGAUCUGGACGACGAGAUGGACGUCGAUCAAGAGGAGGGGUACGGCCAACAGCAAGAGAGCUCAUACUACCAGCCGAGCAAGAGCCCAUCGCUCAUGCCUGGAACCGGAGAGACCUCAGCCAUUGGUAGCGGAAUGGCAUCCUGCCUGAACAGCAGCGACGAGGAUGAGCCAGAGUUGAUGCCUCCACAAAUACCCGAGAUCCGCCGUCAGGAGAGCACUCCGACGCAGCCCAUUAACUCGCGAGCCCGCAACGAGCUGUCCUUCGGUAUGGACGACGAGCUUUUCGCAGAGCAGAUCGUCUCCUCCAUCGCCGCAGCAUCCUUUUCUCCGGAGAAGCCAUCGCCCAUGAAAGGUCGCGGCGUGGCCAUCACUCGCCAAAAGGGCGGUAUGAUGCCCUGGGAGCGUGCCGCCACGUCUUCACCCCCAGCGCCUCUCGGCCCCAACUUCGAAGACGACUUUGGCGACGACACCACCAUGACGCUACCACCGGACGAGGAUGAGCCCGAGGUCCAGGAAUCCCCAACUCGGACUCGGAACAACAACUUGAUCGCCGCUCCCGGACAACCACCCGUCGUGUCCGCCACGCCAACAGAGGACCUCAUCGCCGGCGGCGACUACAACUCCGUCUUCAAGUCGCGGCCCAAGAUCGCGUUGAGUCCCACGUUCACGCCCAGCCCUCCACGCAACGGAGGCCCGGUCAAGGGGCUCAAUAUCAGCAUGACCGGAGGGGAUGACGAUAGCGACGACGAGGAUGAAGAUGAGGUUAUGGAAUACAUUUCGAGCCCGUUGACGAGUAAGAUCAGGAGGUAA